Molecule: messenger RNA, 2232 nt
Organism: Trypanosoma brucei brucei TREU927
Lineage: Eukaryota; Euglenozoa; Kinetoplastea; Trypanosomatida; Trypanosomatidae
Product: mitochondrial exoribonuclease DSS-1
Exons: 1
Coding region: 1-2232 (743 amino acids)
Biological process (GO): mRNA catabolic process
Cellular component (GO): exosome (RNase complex); P-body
Molecular function (GO): 3'-5'-RNA exonuclease activity; RNA binding
Source: RefSeq, a predicted model, not a curated record
AUGACCCCUCGGCGCGUCGCAAAGCUCGUGCAGUUUUCUGGUUCCUACCUGAAUACCGAAUGGGCUCGCAAAUUUAUCCUCGGUUCCUUGCUGCAGCGCUACAAUCCUCAAUCCUUGACUACUGUUGGUUCCUCUGCUGCGGGGAAUUCCGGUGAGGAUGCUUCUCUUGACAAGGAACUGCUUCACCUCCAGCGCUCACUGAGUGAGGUGUGGUCACUUCCGGCUCAACCGCUUGAUGCGGUGAGCGAAGGGAGAAUUCUUCGAUUACUCGCACGCUACGCUACGGGUGAGGGGGUCAUGUCGAUUGAGGCAUUGAAUGAACUGAGUCAUGUGCUGUCGUGCAUUCGUGGUUCCCCGCAACGUGUUGAAGGCCCGAUAGAUAUGGAAGAGUUGCUGCUGGCAAUAGGGUACGCUAAACCGGGCGACAACCUUCGGCGUGUGGCGUUCGCGGGAGAGCUGCAAUACCCUCCAAGCGCGCUUGCACAUAUGCGGGCACACCUCAGGGACGACAUGGAGCGCGACGGUAGCGACCCAUUCGACAUUCUCCGUGUUGUCACUCACAACCCGGCAUAUGCAAUCGAUUCUGCGAGCACGUCGGAGGUUGAUGACGCGAUAGGAGUGUAUAAAGAUCCCGUGACAGGUGAGGAGUGCUUUGUGGUGUACGUUUCCGAUGCUACCGUCUACUGCCCGUUCGAUAGUCCACUGGAGCAACUCACCGCAAGGCUACUGACAACGACAACAUACCUUCCGGAAGGUGUUUUUUUCAUGUUACCGAAGCCGAUAGUUGAUGCUGCAACCCUACGUGAGGACAGGCCUUGCCGCACGUUUGAUAUUCGGUUUCAGAUUGAUGAGGUAACUGGAGAACUGAAAAACUAUAGCGUUGGUGUCGGUUGGCUCCAUAAACUUCGCCGCAUCACGUACGACGAGGUACAAGCUCUGUAUGAUGAGGAGGCACAGGUGGGAAAUCAGCAUCAUCACACCGAAAGAGAAAGCACUCAGGCUUCUCCUGCUAAACGCGAAGAGGGAAAGAAAGGUAUGGUAGCCUCAGGAGGCACAUCAUCAUGCCGUCCCUCGUGGAUGACUGUGGAGGAUGAAAGCAUCUUACGCCGCAUCUACAGAGCUGCACAGAAGCGAUAUGAAACCAGGCAGUUGCGAGCGGGAGACCGUUUCAUCCAUGCAGACUUGCCUGAGCCGCUCAUCAAAGUGGGUGCUGGGGCACAGGUACUUUCGGUGGAGGACCAAAUCAUUGGCACUAGGGACGCUCGACUGGCCGUUGCGGAGAUGAUGAUCGCCGCAAAUGAGGUUUGCUCUCGUGUGGCGCAGGAAAAUCAUCUUUCUAUACCAUUUCGCGGCACGCGAGAGUUGUCUUUAGACCAUGUUGCAGCGAAGUCGUACAGAGAGCCGCAGGGCGUAGUAUCUGUCCAAUCUCUCGAUCCGCAGUACGUUUUUUUCGCGGAGGCGAUGCAACGAUCCAUUCGGCAGUUGAGCGGAGUCACACGAGCCGUCUACUUCCACACGCCCAUUUACCACGCAGGUCUCGACACACAUAACUAUACGCACAGCACUAGUCCAUUGAGGCGCUAUGCAGAUAUGUUGGUGCAUCAUCAAUUGAAGGUAUGGCUCUGGCGCACUUCGCACUGCAGUAGUGGAGGCGGUGCGUUACAUUCUGCACAAAAGAGCUCCCCUGUGCUGAUUGAGCAACCAAUAGCGGAGCAUACUAUGGCCACACUUUGUUCAAUGAUCAGUAGUAAGCAGGAGCAGUCAAGUAUUUUGCAGGAAAGCAGUCAACGCUACUGGUUGUUGAAACACAUUAAACAAAACAUCCUUACGAAAAGUCCCCAUCACCGCUUUAUUUGUCUUGUUGGUGACACACGAAGUGUAAAGUGUGCACCUGAGUAUGCGCGAUUCGUCGUCGAAUGCAGUCACGACUCACCAUCACAACCUGAUGGUGGCGUGCACCGAACUGUUCCAUGGGCAGGAAGGUGGAAGCAGCGACAUCACGAGUAUCUUUACGUUUCGGAUAUCUAUAUUACAGAAUUGCAGUUCGCACAUGUGGUUCUCCACAGUCUACCCGAUGUUGUAGUUGGUGCAGUGGUUGAAUGUGAGGUACGCGAGGUGCACCCAACCCAAGGUUAUCUCUCACUAGCGAUUGUGAAAGUUUGGAGUGGUGGAGACGAACGACGGUUCGAGCCACUUUGGAAAAAGUGCCUUCUUCCAUCUCUGGACUCGUGA